AUGAGCGCCGCCGAGCAGCUCGAGAGCCUCAUUAGCUCGGUCGAGGCAGAUCUAGGCAUCGUAGCCAACGCUCCCGUCGUUGACGACAGCAAGCAGCAGCAGCAGCAGCAGCAGACAGAACAGACGGAGCAGCAGCAGACAGAACAGACGGAGCAGCAGCAGACCGAGCAGAAGGAGCAGUCGAAGCGUACCAAGCGUGCCAAGACGCCAACGACUGCUAAAACAUCCACUGUCGCCUCGACUCAGCCGGAGAUCACCAAGUUGGAUAUUCGUGUGGGCCACAUCAAAAACGUCUGGAAGCACGGGACCGCCGACAAACUCUACUGCGAGGAGAUCGACGUGGGGGAAGACGCGCCUCGCGCGAUCGCGAGCGGCCUCGUGCCCCACUACGCGCUCGGCGAGAUGCAGGACCGUCGUGUGCUGGUGCUGUGCAACUUGAAACCGCGCAAUCUCGUGGGCUUCCGGAGCCACGGUAUGGUCUUGUGUGCAGCUGUGCCGCAGGCUGAUGGGACGGAGAAGGUGGUGUUUGUGACGCCGCCAGAAGGCGCGAACGUGGGCGAACGCAUUUCGUUUCCAGGACUCAGUGGCGAGCCCCUGUCACCAGCGCAGGUGGAGAAGAAAAAGGUGCUUUCGGUGCUGGGCGACGACAUGAAGACGGACGAGAAGGGCGUUGCCAAGUGGCUCGAGCACGAGUUCACCACGUCAGCAGGUCCCUGUACGGCUCUGGUCCAUAAUGGCGUGAUCCGAUAA
Messenger RNA from Hyaloperonospora brassicae, 750 nucleotides. The record is from the annotation of a GenBank genome assembly. NCBI's taxonomy places the organism in Eukaryota, Oomycota, Peronosporomycetes, Peronosporales, Peronosporaceae.